GGCAUGCCGUCGUUGGGCUAGCUUCGCAAAAAUACUCAAAUCGAUUCAAACAAUUUUAUGACGGCACUUGUAGACAUUAGUUGUAGAUAGACAUUAGACAUGUCCAGCUAUGUGGCGCCUUUUUUGGUGCUCAACCUGGGCUCGGAAAUGAUAUACGUGAUAGCUCAACGGUUGCAGGCACAAAACGUGGCUGAGGAACGAUCCACACUAGUAUUAGAAGACCUCGUCUCAGGAUUAACUUCAAAGUCGCUUAUAGCAGCACUCACGAGACCUCAAGCGACAUAUUCCCACGAAUCGGUCCGUGAAAUUAUUGAAAACAUCACUCAGUCGUCGGCAAUGCGACUUGACGCCAUCAGCAUGUCAAAAUUGUGGGACUUGAUCACCAUGGUGUUCAAGUGGCAGAUCGAUAUGUCAUCAGAGAUCGUGGAAAUCACUCUACGCCAUCUCUACGAAAUCGAAACGUUCGUAGCGAGCGAAGAAACGCAACUUCAGCUUCAUAGGGUGCAAAAUAUAAUUUCAAAUUUUGGCAAAGUACUCAGUGACGAUGAAAAAUCUUUGCUCUACGAAGAUAUUCAAUACUGGUGUAAGGAUUUCCACAUCAGGGUAUCCCUACUACUCAGAAUGGGUCUUCAGAACAUGGACGGUGAUUUCGUCGUAAACAACCUCGAUCCUUUGGCGAAGAAAAUGCUGGAAAAUCUGGGUGAAAACAUAUACCAAGCCACUCAAAAUGGUAAAAUUUUGGAAAACAGAAAUCCCACCACCACAACGGUUAGCGAUCUCAAUAAGAAUGUCAACGAAUUAAAUUGUUUUGUCGACGAGGUGCUUGGGGGCCAGAGAAAACUAAGCAGUGGUAGUAUGGAAGGCAACAGCAACGUCUCAAGACUACUAAACGACGAAAAACUAAACAACAACCCGAGCACUAAACUAAGAAGAUUCGAUAGUAUCAAUGUUGAUAUCAACGAACACGAAAAAUUGCAAGAUCUGGUUCAUGAUUUGAAUAUAAGAGGUGAUCAGUUGGAAGACACCAGUCUUAAAGAUGAAUUGCUGGAUAUGAUCGCAAAUGAUGACACCCAAUCCAUUGUUUAAGGGAAUUUUGUCUAUGACACUUUAGUGAACCAUCAAAAUUUAAGGGCCUCUGCCAAAAUACUGUUUUUUUAAGGUUUUUUCCAGAGUUACCGCGUUGGUAUGCUUGUAUACCCUUCUUCUCUUGGUGUUUUAUCAACUAUUUUUGAAAAACACGCCACAAAAAAUAUAAAAAUGCAAUGGAAUUUACUCUUUAACCCAAAAAGAGUACAUUUCAUGUAUUGUGUCAUAAUCGUAAUCACUGUAACUCACGAAAAAAUCCUUAUUCCGGAUUUUAGUUAUAAAAAAAUACUAUGCUGGUCUCUUCUACAUUUUUCUCAGGAAGUGAAUGUAAAUCUCUAUUCUGCUGUUCAUUUUUGUAUGUAUAUUGUUACACAGAUGUUCAUUGUUUCAAAAUCAUAAU
Molecule: messenger RNA, 1486 nt
Organism: Cylas formicarius (sweet potato weevil)
Lineage: Eukaryota; Metazoa; Arthropoda; Insecta; Coleoptera; Brentidae
Gene: OSCP1
Product: protein OSCP1
Exons: 5
Coding region: 100-1086 (328 amino acids)
Biological process (GO): transport
Cellular component (GO): cytoplasm; plasma membrane
Source: RefSeq, a predicted model, not a curated record